This is a messenger RNA of Lotus japonicus, 846 nucleotides long. RefSeq lists its product as uncharacterized. The record is from RefSeq and is a predicted model, not a curated record. NCBI's taxonomy places the organism in Eukaryota, Viridiplantae, Streptophyta, Magnoliopsida, Fabales, Fabaceae. The transcript is spliced from 3 exons. Bases 360 to 704 code for a protein of 114 amino acids.
UUUACUCCACAGAACAUGGCGCAUAUUCAUGGGCGGAUCCAACGCCCGGCCUGCCUGGGCACUUGGCCAGGCUCCAUGGCUAAAAAAAAAUUAGUUGGGCCGCAUGGGCCUUUUUUUUGGUUUGAGGUUUAACCAGCCUGGGCAAAAAAACUGGUUCUCUAUUUCUCCUUCUGUCUCGUCGUUCUCUUUCUCUCCCUCUAACCCUCGUUCUCUUUUUCAAACCCAGGGCAGAGGCGCUACUUCACCGUCACCACCGUCCACCGCCGUUGACACUCUUCGCAUUCUCACAAGCGGAAGAUCAAGGAACAAGCGAUGAUCGGGAGAGGGAGGCUGAUAAGAGAAUUCGAGUUUCCAAGGAUAUGAAGAGGGAAAAGAGGAGGUUUGGAGAUAAAGCGAAGAAGGAUGAAGAAAGUAACAACGAAAAUGAAGAACAAGCAAUUCAUGGCUUCGCCAAAGACACUGCUUCAGUACAAAACGGCAUUGCUGCAUUGGGAUCACUCUCUAUUGAUGCCAUAGCAAAGGCUAAGCAGGUUUUACAAAUUCGUGAGAAGCUGAAGAAUAUUCCACAUUUGAAUAAAACUUCUACCCCAUAUUCUCAAGGAAUCACUCCUUUGGGUUCAAAGAAUAAAUCAUCUGCACCCUCUCUCUGUGUUGAAAAGUCAUCAAGUCUUGAAAUCCAAAGGAGCAGAGUAAAUUCAGAAUAAAUUUGUAGAAGCUCAAGAAAAGGAGUAGAAAGGCAAACAAGUGUAGUUUCCUGAUAUAAAUCCAAACUUAAUAGAAAUAACAGAGAGGGUUGUGAUUAAAUAAAAACUCAAGGAUCCAAUUUUAGAAACCGAGUGGUGGUAA